Hemicordylus capensis (graceful crag lizard) is the source of this 1833-nucleotide messenger RNA. RefSeq names its product TNF superfamily member 13b (gene TNFSF13B). The transcript has 7 exons. Gene Ontology annotation, molecular function: tumor necrosis factor receptor binding; receptor ligand activity. Gene Ontology annotation, biological process: immune response. Lineage: Eukaryota; Metazoa; Chordata; Lepidosauria; Squamata; Cordylidae. The record is from RefSeq and is a predicted model, not a curated record. The coding region runs from base 377 to 1204 and encodes 275 amino acids. Gene Ontology annotation, cellular component: membrane.
AUACAGUACACAGCGAUGAGCAGGAUGUAAGAAGCCCCAUGUGAAUUUUCUUACUGCUCUUUUUGUGGGGAGGGGGGAAUUCCCCCCCCCCAAUCACAUGAUACAUUUCUAGUACUUAGUCUUGGGCUGUUGCAGUUGGCGUGCAUUAAUUGGGGUUGGUGCACAUCAUUCAGUGAGCCUAUGGAGGCUGCUGAAAUGGUUUCCUUCAUGGGAACUUCAUGAGACGUUUGUGUGCACUGGUGUGCCAUGUGGGUUGGAUGGUUUUUCUCUGCACCAUUGGUGAGUGGUGGUGGGGGGACAGUAUCAUGUGCUCUCAUUCUCAUUAUCUGAAGCAUAUUGAAGUCUCUAACUGGAGGAACUUCUUUAUUUCUCAGGAAUGGAGGAACCUCUUGUGGCUUAUUUGGUGGCAUGUCGAUUUCAGUCUUGGUUUUCCUGUGCACUCUUACAAAAGCCACCCAGCUAUAAAAGGAAAGGAAAGGGCAAAGAUGCUGACGCUAUUGUUCCAUUUGCUGUUUGCUGUCCAUACUCAGAACUCGCAAUUCUGACCAGCAAGCUGAACUGCAGGGUCCAGGCAAAGACCUCAUUUCCUCUGUCCUUGGGAUCUCUGGAAAGGAGCAAAGAGGCCAAUCCCUCUAUUCCCCACUUGAAGAUAUCAGAAACUGCUUCUGCUCAGGGAAUCACUUCUGGACCGCAUCGAAAUGGCCAAGAGGUAAUCUGGAAUGGAGGCAAACACAGGAGGAAAAGAUCUCCCCUGCACACGGGUGAAGCAGUAUUGCAAUCAUGUCUGCAAUUAAUGGCUGACAGCACAAGUGACAUUCAGCAGCAUGAUGGUUCAAGUAUAGUUCCAUGGCUGCUUAGCUUUAAAAGAGGAACAGCUCUGGAAGAGCAAGGGAAUAAAAUAUUGGUCAGAGAAACAGGCUACUUUUUCAUAUAUGGCCAGGUUUUAUAUACAGAUGGACUGUUUGUUAUGGGACAUUUAAUCCAGAGGAAAAAAGCCCAUGUUGUUGGUGAUGAUCUCAGUUUGGUGACACUAUUUCGUUGCAUCCAAAACAUGCCUCCUGCUAAUCCUAACAACUCUUGUUAUACUGCUGGCAUUGCAAAAUUAGAAGAAGGGGAUGAGCUUCAGCUCACCAUACCACGGAGAGGAGCCAGCAUAGCCUUGGAUGGAGAUGUUACUUUUUUUGGUGCAGUCAGACUUCUAUGAUGAUCUUCUGUUCCUCACCAUUCCUCUUUCAGCUGCUUUUGAAGCUCCAGAAAAUAUAUAUAUAUUGUCUCAGGGGUAGUUGUUGGGUUUUGUUAUUAAUUGUUUGGUUUGUGGAGUACCUUUCGGUUUCACUAACUUAUUCAAAACGGGAAACUCAACGGAUGUAUAUGUGCCACAUCACUCUCAUGUCAAUAACGAGAAAUGAAACUUGUCUUGGAGGAUAAAGAGUAGCUGUUACAUAAAAAACUAAGAAUCAUUAUCAAAAUACAAAGUCUGUUGAUGCAAUGUCUUGUAAUUAGAUCUAAAUACUACAAAUGCAAUCAAUAUAAAUAUAAUUACAAAAACCAAUUCUACACAAUUUUUCAAUAAUUCAGUAUUAGCUGUUCAUUAUCCAGUCAUUCCAUAAUGGCUGCAUCUACUCCAGUACUAAAGGAAUUUAUUAAUUAUCCUAACAUGGACUGUGUGUUUCUGCUAUCUUUACUAUACAUCAUAUGUGAUCUUAAAGCUUGUUAAUAGAAUCCAACACUUUAUUUCCCAUUGCACUGCAGAUGGAGUUUAUAUAUUCUUCCCGUUGUGAGCAAUCGGUAUUCCUAGCCACCAUAAGCAGACAAUAAAUUAACUCAAGUUCU